This is a messenger RNA of Homarus americanus (American lobster), 844 nucleotides long. RefSeq lists its product as uncharacterized. Gene Ontology annotation, molecular function: chitin binding. The transcript has 3 exons. Lineage: Eukaryota; Metazoa; Arthropoda; Malacostraca; Decapoda; Nephropidae. The coding region runs from base 52 to 720 and encodes 222 amino acids. The record is from RefSeq and is a predicted model, not a curated record. Gene Ontology annotation, cellular component: extracellular region.
AUGGAGGGGUUGAAGGCUGCAGUCACCACACCUCACCAGUGAACGAUCAACAUGCUCUCCUCUAAACAACACCGUCGCCUCCUCUUCUUCAUCUUCUUUCUGGCCGCGGAGCACAGCGCUGAAUAUUGUGCCCCAGACUGUCAGGGAGUACGCGACGGAGACUACACAAGAGACCCCAGUGACUGUACGAGGUAUUACGUCUGUAUCUUAGAGGAAGGAAAAAUUAUACCAUCACAAGAACCUCUAGAAUGUCCUGAUGGAUAUUAUUUCAACGACCAGCACGCUGAAACCCAGUGUGACCCUAUCAACGACGCCCCCACUGACUUCUGCUCCUACUUGUGUGACCCUUGUGCGGUCGACUGUGACGGACACAACCCCGGCACCAUACAGCCCAGCCCCAGGGACUGCUCGAAAUAUGAAAUUUGUCUGGCCGAGGAAGACCACUACAUAGAGGCUGACUGUUCUUUUGACAGUAAAUAUUAUGACUUUAGAACGGCCACUUGUCAGUCUGACCAUUCCCUUUGUUACCACUAUUGUGAUCCCUGCGUGCCUCACUGUGUCUAUGAUGGCCAACGCGUCUUAGAUCCUUACGACUGUCACCAGUUCUACCUGUGCACACCGCCCACAAAAGCCGUAUUCUUGUGUCCUAACGAUCAGGUGUUCAACAACAAGACACAAGAAUGUGAAGCCGAUGCUUCCUGUUGGACUGCCUGUCUGUGAAGUUAACACUUGAAAUUUAUUCCUUGUAAGUCCCUUUUGUUGUCUUGUCUGGUAUAAAUAUAAUGUGUUUCUGUGUACAUUUUUCACAAAGUUUGAACCAUGACAUUAAACAUAUACAUCUUCA